This is a messenger RNA of Porites lobata, 4534 nucleotides long. NCBI's taxonomy places the organism in Eukaryota, Metazoa, Cnidaria, Anthozoa, Scleractinia, Poritidae. The record is from the annotation of a GenBank genome assembly.
CGUCUUACAGGUCAAAGCUAUUUUUCGGCCAGCAGCAACAGUUACACGAGCUCGGUUACUCGUUGGCAGGGUUUAAAUCUCCCAGUUAUUUUAAGGCAAUGAUUCGCAACUAAUUACCGAGUCAUGGAGUCGUCGAAGAUGCGCCCGGGCUCCAAAACGUUGGCGUUUUCCUCAAUAUUUCUCUCCCUUGUUGUCUGCUUUGUAGCACUGGUUCACGUCGAGGUCGAACUUCAUGCUCAUCGACAAAUGCUUCAAGUCUUAAGUCAACAAAGAGCGGACAAAAUUGAACCACGCAAAACUGUUCAAAAUGAGCCGAUCACCUCGUCCUUUCACAGAAACUCUGUUGAAGGUAGGUUGCGUCAUUUCUUAUAUUUUAUAAACUAUUCACUGACUGAGACAUAGCGUCGAGGAUGCGUCGCAUAAAUUUUUUCGUAGGAAGCUAUUUGACCUCGUUUUGUGUUUAUCUUUUGACAUGAACAAGGUAGGGAACGUCCAUUGACUCCAAUGAAAAGAGCGCCCUAAAUUAGUAAAAGUGCCAAGUUCGAAUGUGAUUUGUUGAAAACUUGCUAACGAAUUCGAAGACAUAGCUCCUCAUGAUCAAUGUCUUUAAGACAUUCAAUGAAUGGUGUACGUUUGGUAUCAAUAUCCAGCAACUAGCAGCAGCAACUCAGCAACCCGCAGCAGUUUGAAAAAUAUAACAUUAUUUCCUGAUACUGAAAAAAGUUUGGUUUUUCAUAGUGCGCAAUUUAAGGGAAUCUUUGAUCUUGUAUCCGUUUCAGCUGUUGUGCUAUCGAAAAGACUUAAUUGUCUUUGUCUGAAAGGAUAAAGGAUUGUCGGUUACAUAAGGUCACAUCCGAGAUAGUCAUAUUACCAUCAAGUUAAUACGCAAUAGAAACACUCCCAACUUGUCAUGGCGCAAUGAGAUGCUGAUGACCGGAUGAUGAUACGUUUAACAGCAUAAACAACGUAAACAACAUUCUCAACAAAAAAGGCUUGGGAAAGGAAACCUCAAAGAGUUUGAUAUCAAAGACAUAGUAGGCCCAGGCAAAGGAACGCGGACGACCAAAGUUCCCCUAACUGAAGACAUGCGAUCAGAUAAAUAGUAUUUACGGCAGCUCCAAAAUAACCAAAGAGGCUUUUGAAGCAUAGGGAAAACCAUUUGAGAGAAUUCUGACGUAUUUGGUCAUUGGGUGCCCCUUAUCAAUUACGUCAGUAAAAAGCGAAAAUGAUUUCUUAAAAACCUGCAACAAAGUAGAGCGUUUGGGGGUGACAUUAGGCACUUUGCACGAUAACAUAAUUUUACUACUAUGCCCUUGAGGGUAUUGCUUUCUUGUGCAAAUGAGGGCUUUUGUUAUUUAGACCUCACUAGGACUACCAAGUUCAAAUAUGAUGAAAAGGAAAGCGAAAAGGAUUCUGGUCGUAGUAGUACAAUGUAUAAUGUAGCCAUCGUGCAAAGAAAUGGCUAUUAUCCUCCUUAUUUAUUAUUAUCAAAGUGUAAACAUCACUGUUUUUUUUCCUUUCUUUCCUUGUAGUUGAAGGAGUUCACAGUCGCCAGAAACGCAAAAACAAAAAUGUAAAAUACAACUCCAGUGCAACUGUCAGUCACAACGAUCGAGCCUGGCCUGCACGAUGCAUUGUCCUAGAGGUAUUAGGGGAAGACGUGGCAGGCCUGGUCCCCCAGGUAAGCAUGGUCCACCCGGACCAAGCGGGCCCCAAGGACCUAAAGGUAACAAGGGUGCACAAGGAGAUCAGGGACUACCUGGGCCUGAAGGCGAAGACGGCCCUCAAGGACCUAAGGGCGAUCCUGGUGAAUCCAUCUCAGCUCCUUCUAUUGUGUCACCUCCGGUGUCCAUGGUGGUAAACGAAACUGAUAUAGCGUCACUGCAGUGUGAGUUUAAAGGACAUCCAACACCUCAGGUCACGUGGAUGAAAAAAAAUUCCAGUCUUCCUUUGGACAAACGAAUUACACAAUCACGUGGUGGACUGACGAUUCAGAAUGUGACAUCACAAGACGGAGGUGUGUACACAUGUAGGGCCAGAAAUAUUCUUGGAGUCAUGACUUCAUCGGCCACAUUAGCUGUUCAAGGUAAUUUACUUCCCAAUCCUAAUGUCCCAGUAGUCUUAGUUCACUGUCAUACAACUAAACAACUAAAAUACUGUUACAGUACUAGCAAUUAAGUAUAUUGCACUUAAGCUUCGAAAGAGGUUUGGGUCGAUCUCUUGGAUAUGCACUUGUUAGAAUAUUUACUUGCACCCCAUGCUACUAGGCCCCAGGGGAUGUCCAGAAAAGAUCGCGGCUAUCUUAAGCGGAAUCCUUGUCGAAAAUCAUGACGCUGUGAGAUUCUGAUUACGAGUAUGACAUCCAACUCCGUCGCUAUCGAAAACCAGCAUUAAAACAAAACUGUAGCCUUAGAAUUCACAGGGGCGACGGCCUUACGCUUGUUACAUUCAAUGAAAUAAAUUUUUUGUUCACUAGUAUGAAAUUACUGUAUUGCAAGGUUAACUCAAAGAAAACUCCUCAAGCGUGGCUCAAAAUGAUCGGGUGAUAUGCUCUUUCGUGUUUAUUAAUUUGCAGUUGCUACCAUGAUCACACAAAAGCCCUCCUCUGCUAUCGUUGAAGAAGGAGAAAACGUAACCCUUGUAUGCAAAGCUACUGGAGUGCCGAUGCCAACGGUUACGUGGCGAAAAGCAUUAGGUACCGUGCCAAAAGAAAAGACUACAGUGAUCGAUGGGAACAUGAACAUUGUAAGUGUAACGAAGGCAGAUGGUGGGACAUACGCAUGCUCAGCAAAAAAUCUCGUUGGAGAAGACUCUGCUGUCGCACUAGUAGCUGUGAUUGACAUGCUCGCAUUUACCCUGACGCCUCCAAUAAAGUUUGUAGUCCCUCAGUUAGGUAACUUGAUGCUCAAUUGCCAAGCCCAGGGAUCCAUAGAAAUUUCUUGGAAGAGAAAAAACCAAAAUCUUCCUCAGAAUCACGUUAUCUUCCCAAACGGAACUUUAUUUCUAACUCAGGUGACCACAAAUGAUGUCGGUACUUACACAUGUGUAGCUAAAAAUUAUCAACGAACAAUUAAGGCAUCGUCUUUUGUUGAAGUGUCAAAGAACACGUCUUGUAGCAGCAUUAAAUCAGGGCGUAGUGGAAGUUCUUCAGGUUAUUAUGUUAUUGACCCUGAUGGCAAAGGAGGCGUGACUCCGUUCAGUGUGUAUUGUGACAUGACUGACAAGGGAGGAAUUGGCGUGACAGUCAUAAGUCACGACAGCGAGAGUAGAACAUAUGUCGGUAAUAUCCCUGGAUGCGGGUGGAAUAACCCUGAUUGUUACAGUAAAGAUGUGACUUACAAUGGAGUGAGCACCGCUCAGCUAACAGCAGCCACCCGAGUGUCACAAAACUGUGAACAGUUUAUCAAGUUUGAGUGCAGCAGUGAUGUAGGCUUUGUACAGGAGUCGAUUGCCUGGUGGGUGUCACGUGAUGGAAGGAAAAUGAACUACUGGGGAGGAGCUGGUGGAUCAGUCAACAUGUGCGCAUGCGGAGUUACCAACUCCUGCUCAAAAGGUAGAAAGUGUAAUUGUCACGAUCGUAACAGGGGCUGGAAAGAAGACAGCGGUCUGUUGACGGACAGGUCUGCAUUACCUGUGUCACAGAUCAGACUGGCAGAUUUUGAUGGCUCAGACGAGGAAGGUUAUCAUACUCUAGGGAAACUCAAGUGUUAUGGCCAGGCAUGAGAUUUCUUUAAACAUUUUUGCGGUAUUUAAAAGUUAAUUCAUGCAGUUUAAAAAGGCAAAGAAAACUGUCGUGAAAACCGACAAACAGUUCCUUUUUUUCGUGCUUCUCUUUGGUGAUAGAGCGCAGAUUACUAACGUCCGAAUGGAAAACGACCCUCUGGAAUACGUCGAGUUGGUCGGAGAUUCAAGAACAAGUUUAAAAUUGACAGCAAUAUUCCAGACAGCGGUGUCUGAAUAAAAAAAAAACUUUAAAAUGGAAAAUGUCAGCUGUCAUAUAUUAUUGUAGUUUUGAAAUACCAGGAAGAAAACGUGCCGCUGAUGAAAUAGUUGAAAACGUCCUCAUCCUCCCCUCCAUUUCCCGGACUAUUAAAAAAUAUUCACCUCCUAGCGAGUGGAUAAUGUGUGAGCUCUGUGUUUCCCAGUUUUUUAGAGAAUGAUCUUUUAAAAGUCGACAAAAUUUGAGGGUUGACUUUUUUUAAGACAGGAAAAGACUUCAAAACGGCAUUUUUCCAUUUACUGUAGCUGAGCAUGGUUUGUGCUCAAUGGAUUGUUUACAACUCCCAUUUAUUCGCGUAGAAGAGGCCGUUUCUUGACCUCAGUGUGUCCUAAAUGAAGAGAUCGGACCUUGGGGCGGAACUUCCCUGUACAUAACUUCGUUGAGAGCCCCCCCGGGAUUUUGAUUUACCUCUAGAUUAUGCUUCACGCCCAUCGAAUUCCCAGACUCAACGUAACAGAGAGACAAAAAUACCUACCAUUAACUCGCACUGUGGCCGUCAUAUAAACCGAUUGCUUUUAACUGUUGUUUAGCAGC